Drosophila obscura is the source of this 3984-nucleotide messenger RNA. RefSeq names its product males-absent on the first protein (gene mof). Gene Ontology annotation, molecular function: histone acetyltransferase activity. NCBI's taxonomy places the organism in Eukaryota, Metazoa, Arthropoda, Insecta, Diptera, Drosophilidae. The record is from RefSeq and is a predicted model, not a curated record. Gene Ontology annotation, biological process: regulation of DNA-templated transcription.
AAAAUCGAACAAACUAGAAAAGUCUAUCGACCUACUAUGGUACUCUGCUGUUUGGCAUCUCAAGUCGAAGCAUUUUUUUCCAUUGACAAAUUUAAAUUGGAAAUUGGUAAAACGGACUGCCGUUAGCGAAUGAGCGAAAGUGAUUUUUGUAAGAUGUCCGAGGGGGACGUGGAACACUCGCGCGGGGAAGAGUACAACGAAGAACGCAGACCGCGCGAAGAGGAAAAAUUGCGCGAAAAAAUUAGCUUGAGCGACGAGCAACACUCCCACGACCAAGAACACUCGCGCGACGCGGAGCAAGAGCACUCUCGCGAGGAGGACAGGUCGCUCGUGGACGUGGACCAUGACAACUCGCUCGAGGAGGAGCAGGAGCCGGAGCAGGAGCAGGAGCAGUCGCGCGGUGAGGAGCAGGAACACUCUCGCGAGGAGGAGGAGGAGGAGCACUCUCGCGAAGAAGACCACUCUUUCGAAGAAGGGGAGCUCUCCCGCGAGGAGGCACCCCCACUCGAGCCGGAGCACUUGCCUGGCGAGGCAUACUCCUGCCAGACGAAAAACAUGCCCCACGAAGAACAUUCGCACGACAAGGAACCCUCGCGGAACGAAGAGCAUUCCCGCAACGAGGAAAGCUCCGUGGACGAGGGGCUCUUGCGCGACGAAGAGCAGCAGUCGUGCGACGAGGAACAGCUGCCCGUUGAGGUUGAGGCUGAGGCUGAGGCAGAGGAGCACUCGCGCGAAGAUGAACCAGGAACCGAAGAUGGCCAGGAGCACUCGCAGAUAGAAGACGUGCAGUCGCCAGACGAGGUAGACAUGCGCUACGGUGAACAACCGCGCGGCGGCGGAUGGGUUCAAUACGAAGAACCUUCGGCCUACGAGGUACCACCCUACGAGGAUCCGUCGCGCCCACCGCAUUACGAGGAGCAGUCACGCUAUUUGGAUGUCACCACCGACUGCUAUAUGGUGGAAGUUGAUGCUGCGGCGGAAGAAGAAAAAACUACAGCGGUGCGCGAGGAGGCCGAGCUGAAUGCCAUCGAUAUUAUCGAUCCGACAGGCACGGAUGGCGUCGAGGUGGUCCAUGAUCAGUCCAUGGACCUGAGCUGUGUCAAUACCGCACUGGAUGCCGAGGAGAGUGGCGAGCCGCCAGCUAAGCGGGAGAAGACCCACUACGAAAACAGCCCCGUGACGGAGGACAGCAGUAGCAGCAGCUCGAGCACGUCCAGUAGCGGCAGAAGCUCGCGCUCCGAUGACUACGACGAUUCAACCAAAGACGAAGCAUCCGUGGACACGGUCAUCUAUGUGGAGGAUCUGCCCCGGCCCAUUAGCUACCCCAUGAUGGAUCCAGACGCACCCACCAAACCGAUUAUCACCGAGGUGGUGACUAUUCCCGCACCGCGGGUGAAUCUUUUGCGUUAUCCAAUGCCGAAUAUGCCGCAUAUACCGCCUAUCCAGCACCAUAUGCCCCCGCCACCGCCACGGCGGCCGAUCGACUCCGAGCCCGAGCUUGAUCCCGAUGAGUAUGAUGGAGCGGUGGCAAUGCCGGGCCUGCCAGCCAAGGAUUGCGGUGACAAUAUUAAUCUGCCUCCCUAUAUACCAGAUCACUAUGCGGGAUCCCCGCGGGCCGAGCAGCAGCCGGAGCAGGAGCCGCCACGCCAGCAGUUUAUAUAUCCGCGCCAGCCGCUUGACUGUCCAGCACAAGCACAUCGCGCCCAGGUGCAGCAGGUGCAACAGGUGCCCGAUAACCAGCAGUUUGUCUAUCCGCGCCAGCCGCUUGACUAUCCAGCAGCAGGCACAGCGCGCCCAGCUGCCGCCGGAUCAGCAGUUUGUCUACCCGCGCCAGCCCCUUGUAUUUCCGCCCCAGGCACAGCCGGAGCACCAGCGCGUCAGCUGAUUGAUUCAUAUAAAAUUAAACACCGUCCACCAUCGGGCGAUCGACGCCGCAUGCCACCGCCACCCAUGCGCACUGUGCUCGGUGCGGAAAUGGAGAACAUUUCGGAUGAUGAUGAUGAGAUUAGCAGCAGCAGCACCGAGAACGAGUCGGAGGAGGAGGAUGAUGAUUACAUACUGAUUGAGCAUGACAGCAAUUCCGCGGAGACGGAGACAGAGGCAAUGGCGGGAUCGGGUGAUCUGGGUGAUGGGAUCGUAGUCAACGAGGAUUCCGAGAAGGUGUACUACAUUCGGCGCGAAGACGGCACCGUUCAUGCCGGCCGCGUGCUCCAGUCGCGCAUCACCGAGAACAUUCUGAUGCCCAACGAGUACUACGUCCACUAUGUGGGCCUCAAUCGCCGCCUGGACGAGUGGGUGGGUCGCCAUCGGCUCUCGGACAAUGCCGAUGACCUGGGCGGCAUCACAGAAACGGCCAGCAGCCUCCUCCAAUUGGACAGCGAUCAGCCGGGCACCAGUCGUGAGAUGCUGCAGCAGCAGGCGCUUCUGGCGCAGCAACAACAGAUUCUGUUGCAGCAGCAGCAGCAACAGCGGGAGCUGGAAAAGGAGCGUGCCCUGCGCGAGGGCAACAAGGACUACUAUCUGUCGGCGUGCGAGAAUAAUCGCUACGAUUACAGUGACCGCAAGAUGACGCGCUACCAGAAGCGACGCUACGACGAGAUCAAUCACGUGCAGAAGAGCCAUGCCGAGCUGACCGCCUCCCAGGCAGCCCUCGAGAAGGAGCACGAGUCCAUCACGAAGAUCAAGUACAUCGACAAGCUGCAGUUUGGCAACUAUGAGAUCGACACCUGGUACUUCAGCCCCUUUCCGGGCGACUACGGCAAGGCGCGCACCCUGUAUGUGUGCGAAUAUUGCCUGAAGUAUAUGCGAGUGCGGAAGAGCUACAGCUACCAUACGUAUGUGUGCCGCAAGCGGCAUCCGCCCGGUCGUGAGAUCUAUCGCAAGGGAAAUGUAUCCAUUUUCGAGGUGAACGGCAAGGAGGAGCCGCUCUACUGUCAGCUGCUCUGCCUGAUGUCCAAGCUCUUUCUCGACCACAAGGUGCUGUACUUCGAUAUGGAUCCGUUCUUCUUCUACAUUCUGUGCGAGGUGGACAGGGAAGGCAGUCAUAUUGUUGGCUAUUUCUCCAAGGAGAAGAAAUCCCCAGACAACAACAAUGUGGCAUGCAUUUUGGUACUGCCACCGCAUCAGCGCAAGGGCUUUGGCAAGCUGCUGAUCGCCUUCAGCUACGAGCUGUCCCGCAGAGAGGGCGUCAUUGGAAGUCCAGAGAAGCCGCUGUCGGAUCUCGGUCGACUGAGUUAUCGCAGCUACUGGGCCUACACUCUGUUGGAGCUGAUGCGCAAUCGCGUUUCGCUGGAGCAGACCACCAUCAAGGAGCUGAGUGAGGUGAGCGGCAUUACCCACGAUGACAUCAUCUACACGCUGCAGUCAAUGAAGAUGAUCAAGUACUGGAAGGGCCAGAAUGUCAUCUGUGUGACCACCAAGACCAUAUUCGACCACCUACUGCUGCCGCAGUUCAAGAAGCCCAAGCUGACCAUCGAUCGCAGCUAUCUGUUCUGGAACCCCACCAACAUGCCGGCGCCAGCCCGGCCACCGCUACCCAUCAAUGCGAUAGCACUUGGCCAGAUUCCGACAUAAGCUACACUUAUAUUAAUACGCGUAAGAACACUUUUUUUUUUUUUUGUGCCUAGUCUCGUGGUCUUUGAGGAUAAUACCUUUUCGUCACUUUAUUAUCCUCUAUUAUUAUGUAUCAUUGGUUCCAAAUUGUCUUUAUCAAUUAUUAUAUUUAACAAAAUUGUCUAAAUUAUUAAGCAAAAAAAAUUCGAUCUGAAUUAUGUAUGUACAUGGCCAGCAUGCAAAUUGUAUUUAACUUAUGUGCACAAACAUUAUCCAAAAUUUCAUGUUUUAAGUCUUUAAGCAAACAACAACAAAAAAACAAAACAAAACGAAAAACAAGCAACAAACAACCGAAUAAUGCAAAUAAAAUUGAAAAGAAAGCUAUGUGUACAGCAGCGUACAUAAAUAUAGCACUUUUCGAAUCCCCGAGAA